Messenger RNA from Dissoconium aciculare CBS 342.82, 1593 nucleotides. RefSeq lists its product as uncharacterized. The transcript is spliced from 2 exons. Gene Ontology annotation, cellular component: mitotic spindle pole body; mitotic spindle; DASH complex. The record is from RefSeq and is a predicted model, not a curated record. The coding region runs from base 1 to 1593 and encodes 530 amino acids. Gene Ontology annotation, biological process: attachment of spindle microtubules to kinetochore. Lineage: Eukaryota; Fungi; Ascomycota; Dothideomycetes; Mycosphaerellales; Dissoconiaceae.
AUGGCGCAGAGAUCGUUGACUCUGACUGAAGAGCUGGAGAGAUUGGAACAGCAAAUCACCUUGACAUUGCAGGAGAUCGACAGCAAUUUCAGCAAGGCGCAUCGCAUUGUCACCGCGAGCAUUCUACCCAUUGUCGAAGAGCACGCCAAACACAGCAAUGCCGUCUGGGAGGGAUCUAAGUUCUGGAAACAAUUCUUCGAGGCUUCAGCCAAUGUCUCUUUGUCUGGCUACGAAGAGCCGGCCGAAGACGAUGUCACUCAGACGGAAACGAACGAAUCCCUACAGACGCCUACUCAAUCCGAGUCCGGGAUCGAUGCGUCGCAUAGCAUAGACGACGAUGAUAUCGAGAUCGACACAGAGCUACGGGACGAUGAUGAUGAGGAGUACACGAUCGAAUCUCCUUCACAAGUUACUGGAGUACAUACAACACCUCGCCUACCGCCGUCCAGCACGAAUAAAGCGAGAUCCUCCGCCACGCGUACUGCUAUGCGCGGGAAUAUACACUCGCCUUCACCACGAAAAUAUACUGGUCAAAAUUCUCGCGCGGGAAAGACAAAAACGACACAACCACGCACACCUCGGGGAAAUGCUCCGACAUCUACUUUACUGCAGUCGUCGCCAUUCGAACCCGAAUCAGCUCAUCAGCCCUCGGCAUUCAAGCAAGGCCAACCAGUCUCAACGCGUACGCAAAAUACCGAUCCACUGAUGCAUCGUGUGCUGGACAAGAAUUAUCGCGUGCAAGCUACACCACACACCGAACGACGUCGCCGUGCUGAGAAUAGCGCCAAGAAUACAACUGCCACUCGCGCAACCCCUACUGCCUCAUCAGCAGCAAGGAAGCCAUGGGAUGACUCACCGGGUUCCUCUCCGAUAAUUGCAGCACCUCAGCUCCGCAGUGAACUCUUCUCGCCGGCAAAGCGCACCCCUGGUCGCUCCGUGCUCACGCCUGGCGCCGGAAGAUCGCAUCAACGCGGACUCGUCGCACCGACCACGUCGACUGGCCGAAGGCUUUUCUCGCCCCAGGACAAGACAUACGCCGCGACCAAAGCCAGCGCGAUUCGGCGUGGCAGCAUUUUCUCUAGCGCGGAUGCCGGAGCAGCCGGCUAUGGCGACAACGACGAAGAUGACGCUUCGUUUGACGACCUCACAGCCGAGGGCGACCUGACAGCUCGAGAAGGUGGCUCUGUGCAUGCGACACCUCGUAACCGUACAGGCGCAUUUCAGCACGACGAUGACGACAUCGAUUUCGAAGACGAGCGUUAUCUCGGCGAUGAUACAACCACGUCUCAAUUCGACAUGAGUCCGCCCAAAACCAUGCAAUUCCACGUCCCGCAGUCCCGGCUUCUGCAGACGCCCGCGCGGGAAGCGAGUCGACGAAUUGUUGAUGAUUUGUUGAUGACGGCGGGUGCCGAUGCCACGGACGAAAUCGAAGGUGGGAGCAGUGUUCUCGGCGCUGAUGAGGGUCGUGAAUUGACGGGACGAUACGGAAGGCUGGUGCUGGAUGACUACGACGAUGACAAUGAUUUUCUGACCGAGGAGGAGGCGAGUCCGAGUUUGGUGAAACGAGCGCAAGGCAUGGACGAUACGUUUUGA